UUCAAAACUCAUUUUUUUAUCUUCUUUGAAUUGGCAGUUUUUUACUGCUCACUGUUCUGCAAAUUAUAAACUGCGAAUUUAACAAUAUCCUGCUGAUUUAUUUUCAUCCGAUUCGCGAUCGUUGUUUCGUAUUGGAGCUCUAUCAUGUCCCAAGCAUCGUUUACCAGCGCAGAUCGUCGAGGCACCGUUCCCCGCAUCGCCAGUAGGAUGAAGGCUGUUCUGGCUAACGGAGAGCUGAGCGACAUUGAAUUUGCCGUGGGACGUGAGCAUGGCCCGGUGAAGAUGUUUCCAGCCCACAAGUUCGCGCUGAGCAUCAGCAGCGAUGUCUUCUACACUAUGUUUCACGGGAGCUUGGCGAAACGCGACGUAACCAUCAUCCCCAUUCCGGAAAUCCUUCCCGACGCGUUUGCCAACAUGCUCAGUUAUAUCUACACUGAUGCUGUGGAGAAUCUCAAGCCCGAGAACGUCAUCCAGACUCUGUACUGCGCUGAUAAGUAUGAUUUGCCCUGGCUUGCGGACCGCUGCAUUAGCUUCGUUCUCGACCACAUCAAGCCCGAUACUUGCCUGAUGUUUCUGAAAAGUGCGCUCCGCUGGACGCCCGAUGUUGACCGGAUUGUGGAAAAAUGCCUGGAAGUUGUCGAUGCGUCCAGUGAAGCCGUGUUCCAAUCGGAUCAUUUUACCGAAAUUGGACUCAAGACGCUGGAGAUGGUUUUGCAACGAGAUACACUGUCAGCUGAUGAGAAUGUCGUCUACACAGCGGUGGAAAAAUGGGCGGAGGCUGCCUGCACUCGUCAGAAACUGUCUCCUUCCACGGCUAAUCGCCGAAAAAUGCUGGGCGCCGCUCUGUUCCUGGUUCGCUUUCCGCUGCUAACGGAUGAACAACUGGCUAAGGGACAGGAGAAGAGUCGUAUGCUGUAUCCGGAAGAGGUGUGCAAAAUUUUCCUGUACAAACACGCUGGAACCAAAGAAGGGCUAAAGUUUCCCAUGGAACCUCGAAAGCAUCUGACAUACCGCGUGGCGAAGUGUACGUAUAAGCCGAAGGAAAAGGUUUUCAUUGCCUACACGAACGGCUAUUGGCAUCCGGCAGCGGUUUUCAAAGAGAAUGGGGUGGAUCCGUACCCUCCAUUUGGUGUGGAUAUGGAGGUGCCAGAAGGAAAGUUUUCUUCGCCAACAGCUAUCGUUCGGGCUGCGGAUAUUCUGGAUCGUGGUCUGCUAGUGUCUGCCUACAUUAACGGGGAUUAUCAGGAAGCGACAUAUGGCUCACAACGCGCUAGCGUGCACACUGUUGUUGUCGACGGCCGAGAACAUCAUGUGGACUUUAUGCAACUAAAGAUUGCGGGCAACCAGGUUGACAAAUGGAAGGCAAUUACAAGUAUAUCGGGCCACUUGAGACUUUCGAUAUGACCGUAUUCGGUAGAUAAGUGAAAUCUUAAUAAGUGGAAAAAGACGCGAUGCGAAUGAUGUUUGAUGGACAGCUAUAUGGCUUGCGGAAACUGACUUUUUCUCUUUUUUGAUAUGUUUUCAGUUGAUAUGAUAUUCACCUGCUGUAGUGUAGUAUUCACGAGUUUCGGUAUUUUGUACUUUCUGCUUCUCUGAUACUUUUGGCUCUUCCUAACAACUUCUGCUGUUUCUGUCUUGUUUCUGCAGCUACGAUUCUUUCCUGUUCAGUUGCGUUCGCGG
Paramacrobiotus metropolitanus is the source of this 1680-nucleotide messenger RNA. Its product is annotated as BTB/POZ domain-containing protein 6-B-like. Gene Ontology annotation, biological process: neurogenesis. Gene Ontology annotation, cellular component: cytosol. The record is from RefSeq and is a predicted model, not a curated record. Gene Ontology annotation, molecular function: protein binding. The transcript has 6 exons. Bases 145 to 1404 code for a protein of 419 amino acids. NCBI's taxonomy places the organism in Eukaryota, Metazoa, Tardigrada, Eutardigrada, Parachela, Macrobiotidae.